CUUACACUAUAACGUGAGCGACGUCCCCAAGGGCACAUGCUGCGAGACAUUAGAUAUUACCUAAAUAGUUGGUGAAGGCUCCCCUCGGUUACAUUGUUAAUGGGUCUAGCUGAACAAUAACUUCGAAACGCAAAUUUACCAUCAAUCCUAAGAUUCUUGCUACUCUAGAUCCUCGAAUCAUUUUUAUCACAACAGACAUUCGGUUGUCGCAUAAUAAAAAGGGGGUUAGACUAUAUGACUUCAGUAUAGAGUUAAUCAUUUAUCCUAAACAUUAUACCGACGAACAAAGCUAUGAUCAAUUAAGCAAUAGAGCACGCCACUUCAAAGUUCAAAGUCAUUAUCCUAUAGCUUCAAAAAGUUCGGGCCUUACGGUAUUAGCAACUAUGUCUGCGGUCGAAGAAACAGGAGUAGGUAAUGGAGCCCUCAGUAACGAUAUCCUUUUAGUCUUCUUCCCUUUUCCAGAGAGAAAGGAAUGGAUAGAACACAUUACCAGUCGCUUCAAAGGUCUCCAAGUGCGAUGGGCCAAUGCGAUAAACCCCGAUCACUCCGUCGUAACAGCUACAGAUGUCGCCGCGGAGAUGUGGGAUGGAGUGACCAUACUCUCCACGUUUAUGCCGCCUCCGGCCGAGCUGAUACCAAACGUCCGCUUCGUCCAGGUUACCUCGGCCGGUGUGGAUAGGUGGCCGAACCAUCCCACGUAUCAGGACGAGAAAGUCAAGUUCUCUACUUCGAACGGCAUUCACGCGCCGCAAAUCGCGGAAUGGGUCAUCGGCGCCUGGCUUUCGCAUCAACAUAACUUCCUGCACUACGCUUCGAACAUGAAGGCGGGAAACUGGGAAUCGCCCUUUGCAGCACGUAUUCAGGAUUCAACGGGACAGCAAAUAGGUAUCUUAGGAUAUGGCGCAAUCGGGAGACAAUGUGCACGCUUGGCUAGUGUCUUGGGCAUGGAGGUCUAUGCUUAUACGCGCGGUGAACGGUCUACCCUAGAGUCGCGCAAAGAUGACAGUUACUGCGUGCCGGGUACUGGCGAUCCUGAUGGGAUUUUACCGGCGAAGUGGUUCCACGGCACGAGAAAGGAAGACGUCAACGAUUUCCUUGCCCAAGGUCUCGACCUACUAGUUGUUAGCUUACCGCUAACACCAGAGACGCGACAUAUCAUAUCUGACGAGCAGUUCGAGAUUCUUAGUAAAAGAAAGACCUUCGUGGCGAACAUCGCAAGAGGCGGCCACAUCAACCAAGAUGCGCUCGUCAAGGCGCUAGAGACAGGUCAGAUUCGGGGGGCUGCGCUAGAUGUGACAGAUCCGGAGCCCCUACCCAGUGAGCAUCCGCUGUGGCGGGCCCCAAACCUCCUCAUCACUCCGCAUGUAAGCUGGAAGACCGACAACCUCUGGAAUAGAUUGCUAGAUAUCCUGGAACUUAACCUUGAAAAGUUAGCUACUGGAAAGCCGCUUAUCAACGUAGUGAACCGCAAGCUUCACUACUAAUAGGAGGUGGGGGAACCUGUAGAAGG
Daldinia loculata is the source of this 1510-nucleotide messenger RNA. RefSeq lists its product as uncharacterized. Gene Ontology annotation, molecular function: NAD binding. NCBI's taxonomy places the organism in Eukaryota, Fungi, Ascomycota, Sordariomycetes, Xylariales, Hypoxylaceae. Bases 384 to 1484 code for a protein of 366 amino acids. The transcript has 3 exons. The record is from RefSeq and is a predicted model, not a curated record.